This is a messenger RNA of Siniperca chuatsi (mandarin fish), 4743 nucleotides long. Its product is annotated as proline-rich protein 7. The transcript is spliced from 3 exons. The record is from RefSeq and is a predicted model, not a curated record. The coding region runs from base 1883 to 2830 and encodes 315 amino acids. NCBI's taxonomy places the organism in Eukaryota, Metazoa, Chordata, Actinopteri, Centrarchiformes, Sinipercidae.
AGGGAGGAGCCAGGCUGUCAAGGUGAACCGAUAAACCUCUUUUUAUUACUCCUGACGUCCAAAACACGACGCGCAGCUCCCGGCGGCUCCGCGCAGGGAGGAGAGAGAGAGAGAGAGAGCGGAGGAGCUCGCAUCCUUUAUCGGGAGAUGAUCUGACCGGAGCCGGUGGACGGCGCACACGCCGACAGGACCCUCGUUUGUUUUGUUAUUUAUUUAUUUGUUUAUUUUAAAUUGGACAUAAAACUUAAAUGGCACGGAGCGAGCUGGGUGCGUCAUCUCGCCGGAGAAGCCGGAGGAAUUAAAAAGAUAAUCACUGACGAUGGUCUCGUCUCCUCCUCGUGUGUCUUUGUACAGCAGCGUGAGGCCGAGGAGUCCUGCUGGGAUCUGAGGGGGAAGAAUUCGGCGUCCCGGCGGUGUAGACGGACCCCCGACUCUGAUCCCCCGCAGCCCUGAAGGGACCAGCUUGACAUAGACAGGUUUUUUGGCACUUCUGAUUGGAUGUUGCCUCAGUUCAUCGUCCCACAAGCCUUUGUUUCUUCCAGCUUCUUCUUUUUUAUUUUUUUCCCUUGUCUCUUGGACUUGAGGUUCUGCCUAAAAAGAAAAUCAGGUGAUGAUGCCGAACUUCAUUUUCCAUCAGAAAAGAUGGAAAAGUUUUCAGCCACCGCAGCUUUAACAGCCUUUCAAGAAAACUGAGAGGGUGGAUUAUUGAAAGGAGUCUGGUGGAGCCUUUUGGGCAAUUUAAAUGGAUGUUUGCUGCUGUUGAAACACCUGUGAAGGUGCAGAGUUCAUCCGCAGUCUUGUGGAAUAACAGUGUGUGUCUGUGUUUGUGUUUAUCCUGGGAUUCAGACACAUUUCCAUGUAAAUGAGGAGUGCUGCAGAGGAGCUGAUUUCUAAAACAUCUGGACGGAUACAGAAGAUUUGCAAACAGAAAGAAACAUGUCUUUAGAUGUCCUGCAGGUUAACUCCAGUUUUCUGAUCUUAUUACCAGAUUUUUGACCAUUCAGUAACUUACAAUAAAUAUAUAGAGACUUUAUAAGAAAUUAAUUUACCUUCAAUAUUUCAAAAAAGCACAAGAUUUCCUUCGAUUUUUUUUGUCAGUUGGUGGUAGUGCUGCUCUAGCACAGCAAGUUCGAAGUUCAAAAAUCCUAUUUUUUUAUGCCCAGUUUCUGCUGUCACGCCUUAAAAGUGUAACAUCCUGUAAUUUUACAUUAAUUUGUCUCUAAAGCAAGUGGGCAGAAUCGGUUGUGGUGAGACUAACAAGCCGCUGCCGCUGUUUCCAAGCCAUUUAACCUCAUCAUUAACUUUUUGCAUUCAGGUCCUUCGUGCACAUUCUUCUAGAAAACAAAUUUAAUAAUUAAUUUAUGCGAUCACACAUUUUAUGUCUAAUAUUCAGACGUGACAGUUGUUCCAGAAAAGAAGCAGAUUCUACUCAAUUUUACUGGAUUUCCUCAACAACUAUCUAUGUGAACUGUUUUUAAUUGAAAUGAUCAUUUUUAAUGAAAUGAAAGUAGAAGCCAUUUUAAUGUCUGUUUAAAUUUAGUGAAGUAUUAAGUGAAAGAGAUGGCAUCGUGAAACGAACCAGUCACUGAACACAUUUCGUGUUUUUCAGAUGUUUCAGAAUCAGAUUUUUUGUGAUGAUUUUAAAGGAUGUUGUAACUUUAACUGACUUAAAUGCAUCAACAUUCAAGUCAAGUGGCUGAACUGUCGUCGCCAGAGAAGCAAGCUCUCUUCGCCUGCUGUUAACACCUGUUACCUGUUCCCACCUUGGAUUACAGUCCGCAGGAUAGCAAUGACAGCAUUUUGACUGACAGUAUUUUUUAAACACGUCUGAAAUCACCUCUUCUUGCCUCAGAGGGAACUCUCAGCCCGUCCCGUCACCGCCAUGGUGAUGUCGCAGGGCACCUACACCUUCCUGGCCUGUUUCGCUGGCUUCUGGUUGGUCUGGGCCGUCAUUGUCAUGCUCUGCUGUUUCUGCAGCUUCCUGCAGCGCAGGCUGAAGCGCCGCCACGAGGAGAGGCUGAGGGAGCAAUGUCUGCGAACUGUAGAGAUGGAGCCGCUCAGCUGUCACCCCGCAGGAUACCCGCCUCUUCCUCCUCCUCCGCCUCCACCACCUGCACCGCUGCCCAGGGAGCCACCGCAGUUCUGCCCUCCUCAAACACUGUCGCCGCCUGUUCCUCUACAGGUUCCUCAUCCCAUGCCGCAAGCAAACUGGGUCAGCAUGCCAGACACAGACAUAUUUGGGAAGCCACCCUGCUACGAGGAGGCAGUUCUGAUGGAGGAUCCUCCUCCGCCCUACAGUGAGGUCUUGGCCGACCCGCGGGGGGGCACCUACCUGAAGCCCGCCCCGCUCCGAGCUGCGGCGCUGCUACCUCCCAGGGAACACCAGGAUCCUGCUCCAGUGUUCACAUCCGAGACCAGCAAGCCACCCGUGACAGCUGUAUUCCCCGAACGAGGUUACUCCUCCCUGAUACGCCUGCCUUCAUCCCAGCGCUGGGACUCCCUGGGUCAUCUCCUGUCGAACAUGAACCUGAACCACAACAACCUCACCCCACCAGGGGCCCGCUCCAUCCAGGCUGCCGCCGCGAUAGCUACCAUGCCCCGCCGAGAGCCCAGGACUCACCAUGAUGGACUUGGGCUCCGAGGUGGAAUACAAGGUUUCCAAGGAGGCAUGCAAGGACUCCCAGGAGGCAUACAAGGACUUCGAGGAGGGAUUCAAGGACUCCAAGGGGGGAUACAGGGGCUUCAGGGGGUCCAUGGACUUAGGGGACUGGAGCCCAGCUGUGGCAUGCCAACAGCCUUCCCUCUGCUGGGUCGGAGCACCGCUGUCUAGACCUGAAUGCUUACUGGAGGAGUCUAACCAACCAAUAAGCUGGUCCAUCUCUGAAGAGCCUUCAGGCAGGAGAUCUAUACAGACAGACUUGCUGUCUGUAUGCCUCCUUUGCUGCUCAGUGUUAACAGCACUAACACUACUAGAAGUAGAGAUUUAAGUCCCUAAAGAGCUAAAGGAGGGUUAAAGUGCAGCGAAGGCGUCAGGAGCUCAAUUUCCCGUGCAGCUCUGCGGGCAAAGGGUGCCACUUACUCUGCUGGGAUCCCGACUCUGUGCGUGGAUAAAGAGGAAAUUACACACUGUUUCAAACCAGUGUUGUUGAGUCACAGAGGUAUCCUGGUGUCAUAUCGAAGCUAAGUGAGUCACAGCAGAGGAAGAGAGAAAAGAAGCAGUAACGAGGUAAAAGGACGAGCAACAAGCACAGCUGUUUCUCUACCUUUCGUCCGGACUCCCUCUGCCUUUAUUUUCAUCUCUACCUCCCCUUUUCGUGUCGCCCUCUCAUUCUGUUCAUCCCUCCUCUCCUCUCCCUGUGACUGAGCAACCUAUUGUACCAAUCUGCCGUUGCCAUGGCUCCUGGGAACUGUCUGUUGCCCACGACGACCUCCCCUCUUUUAUCUGCUCUGAUUUUCGAAGACUCUGUUCACGGCUUGUCUCCUCUCAAGGACUGUGAGUAUUAACAUUUACAAAAGAACGCGUGGUGGAGGCCAGUUCUCCCAGUAACAGCCAAAACAAAGGUAUAGUACAACAAGCUAGCCAGAGAACCAAGUGUACAUGGAUUGCAUUUUGUAACACGCUGCUUCGCUGGUUUCAAUGUUUUCUUUACAACAAACUGUCGUAGUUUGGCCUCAACCUGGAAAUUAGGUCCAUCACAGGACGGCGUCUGCUGGGUCAUUCAUGUAAAAAAAAUGUACUAUCAUUCUUUUAAGCUUUGUGACAAAUGCCUUUUCUCUUGUGAAAUAAAAACAUCCUCACCUGCUAGGCCUCUUCCGAUAAUUUACGUAGUAAAAAGGUCAAAGGUCAAAAUGGGACCAGCUUCAUUCUUCGGAGAGUUUUUAUGCUCACCGCAAGGAGUUGUGUUUCUCGUAACCAAUAUACCAUUACAUUUUGGAUCCCUGUUUCUGGAGCAUCUUAAAAAAUCUAAAUUAAAGCCAUUAACUUCACUACAUGUCUUCAUUUGCAAUCUCCUUUACAGUGUCAAAUAAUAUUAUUCACUUUUUCUUUAUCCUUUUUUAUUAAAUGCUCGUAUUUUUCUUCUGCCUAACUGUGUUAUUCUUGUUUGUUUCUUCUUGUCUGUCUGAUAGUUUUGAAUUAGAGAUUAUUAUAGGGAGUAGCGGUCUUCACGGGUUCCUUCGGUUCUCAGUAAGUGAGAUCCGACCCUGGGCCGAGUCAGGCUGUAAUAUGUGUAACACCCAGGAGUGUGAACUGUAUGUAUUGCUUCUCUUUUGAUCGUGGCUGCUCAUUUGAAGGUACCCUGUGGAGUUUCUGAACACUAGUAGCGCUAUGGAGGUCAUGAAGACCUCUGCUGGGGAGGACCGUAUGCCUACAGCCAAGAGGAACCAAUCAGACCUUCUUGCACACCAAAAAGUCUUAGUGACAGGUGUGUCGGAUCAAAAACUCUUGACUUGGAAAGAAAACAAAGAAUUCAGGUAAAGUUCAUACAAACAAACAUUAAAUGAACUUUACCUGAUGAGGGUCUGAGGUCGAUAAAGUGAGUGCAGGUGACGGACAGUGUGCAGGAUUCUUUGUUUGCUUUCCAAGCCGUGAGGCCUCGUGGCUUGCUUUCUCCCCUGCACAUAUACGGCAGGGACAUUUGGUGUUUGUUUGAUUUGAUGAUUGUAUGUAUUUUAACCAUUAUUCCUAAUUGUGCAAUCAAAAAAUAAAGGCAUGGAUUUGCUUCGGGGUUUAGGAGCUGAUGA